Molecule: messenger RNA, 219 nt
Organism: Paramecium pentaurelia
Lineage: Eukaryota; Ciliophora; Oligohymenophorea; Peniculida; Parameciidae
Source: the annotation of a GenBank genome assembly
AUGGGAUGUGUUAAUCAGAAACAAAAGAAAGAUUUUAAAUUUUCUACAAUUCCUAUAUAAGAAUAACGACAGGACGAUCUAGAUGAAUGGACAAAAAUCAUCUAAAUGUAACAGGGCAAGCAUGGGAAUCAUUCAGGAAAGGCGAUUCUGACAAAGAGUAAAACUCUAUCAGCUAGAUAUCAAUAACCUUUGGAAUAAAUUGAUGAAGAAGAAGUGUGA